Molecule: messenger RNA, 2922 nt
Organism: Malassezia restricta
Lineage: Eukaryota; Fungi; Basidiomycota; Malasseziomycetes; Malasseziales; Malasseziaceae
Exons: 2
Coding region: 1-2922 (973 amino acids)
Source: RefSeq, a predicted model, not a curated record
AUGUCGGAGCUCGUGCCUCGUUCACACGCCAAGCAUGGACGCUUCCCAAAGCCAUCGUUUGGACGAUCCAACAAACAGCACCAUUCACUGUUUCGUCCCAUGAACGAUCAUCGCAUGAAGGAGCACACGCGACACGAGGAGGACCAGACGCUGGCUGCAGCUCGUGAGGCCGUGGCCAAUGCAGGCAUUGUACCUGCGCAGCACCAACCCAAGUCAACCCGAGCACAAGACUUGUCGCGUCGUGCGAACUCUGAAGGUGCCUCCAUGAAGCGCAAGCCCCGCCAAUUCACCAAUCUGCCUGUGGAGACGAUGCUGGGUGAAGUGCCACAUGCCCCCGCCUCGGUCUUUGCUCAGGGCGGUCCAGCUACCGUCCCAUUCACGUACCACGAACCCAAGAACUUCAUUCCCAAGCAGUCUCGCUCGGAAAUCGCGCGUGAAGAGGCCGUUCGCAUCCAUGCUCUGCGUUUCCGCCGUGAGCAGUUGAAUGCUGACGCUAUCAGAGAACGGGAGGCACGCAAGCUUGCCGCUCAAAUGGACGAAGAGCCUCAUGUGGUCUCGGAAUCUCGGGGCAAGUCCAUCUUCAUCGAAGAUGGCGUGCCUCCGCCCCUUCCCGAGAAGGACCUUGCGAACGAUGAGCCAUCUCGCUCGUACCUGACCCCUAGGAUCAGGGAUACUGCCGCCAUGCCGUCGUUGUUGAGCUCUGAGCAGACAAAUUCGGUGGUGUACAACCCGAAACCCCUUAGCUAUCUUUCUGGCAGCACUCUCCUUACCAGCAGUGCACCUGUGCAACCAUCCGAACCCAAGGACACGACGUCAAGUGUGGGUGAAAACUUGACGCCUGCUCAAUUUGCCGAAAUGACCAUGGCUGACUUUAGUACUGUGCGUGCUGGCUCCACGCUGCCAGACUACCUGUCCAAGCGUCCCGAGGUACCUACCCUCGAGGAGGAUCGGGACCAGGAAGAUGCUAAGGCUGCUGUGCCUGUGUCAGAAACUCUAGACAACCUUCGUCCAUCUGACACUGACGUAUCUGGUCGUCAUGUACCUGAAAUCCCAGAGUCUGACGUCACGCUGCUUCCUGACAUCUCCACUGUCUCUGAUGCUGCGCGUGCGAAAGAAGAUAACAUGGCCGAACUAGCACGCAAGGAGGCUGACCUUGCCCGUCAGGAAGCUAUUCUAGCUCGUCUUGAGGCUCAAAAAGCCCGCGAGGAGGCUGAAAGGGUCCGUCGCGAGGCUGAACAGAUUCGUCGUGAAGCCGAAGCGGCUCGUGCUGCUGCUGUUGAGGCUCGCGAAAUAGAAGUCAAGCUCGUUGAAGAGGCACGUCGCGCCGAAAAUGCCAGAAAGGCUGAAGAAGCCAAACGGGCCGAGGAGGCCCGGAAGGAAGAGGCCCGCAAGGCGGAAGAAGCUAAGAAAGAAGAGGCCCGCAAGGCGGAAGAAGCUAAGAAGGAAGAGGCCCGCAAGGCGGAAGAAGCUAAGAAAGAAGAGGUCCGCAAGGCCGAAGAAGCUAAGAAGGAAGAGGCCCGCAAAGCGGAAGAAGCUAAGAAAGAAGAGGCCCGCAAGGCGGAAGAAGCCAAGAAGGAAGAGGCUCGCAAGGUCGAAGCCAAGAGCGCGGCUUCUGUGCAGACGCCUUCCACCUCGAAAGCCGCCGACGACCUCCCUCCGUAUGCGUCGCCACAUCGCAUCACUCAUCUUCCGGCUUACCUUCGUAAUGGCAUUACCAACAUGAUGCGUGCUCAUCCAGCGAAGCCCUCGUCUUCUCCUGCUACGACGACCAAGCUCACCUCUGCCCAAUCUUUCUCGAGCCUCCCAAAGUCUCCAGUCGAUUCAGGCAAGGUCGCCGCGGUGCCGCCAAAGACAUCUAUUCCCGCUCCCGCCGAAGCGGCGACGUCAACUCGUAAUAAGGUGGACCAGGAGCCUUCAUCAAAGCAAAAGGAUGCCCCAAUUUCGGCCAAGAAUGAGCCCACUAAGGCGGCCAACGCUAGUGCCCCUGUGCAGCGCGUAUUUCCUCAGCUCGAAAUUGUGCAUGUGCAUCCAAAGGGAGGCUCUAGGCCUGCGCCAAAGACGACUGUCCUGCCUUCAAAGCCAAGCAAAGAUGAGCCUAGUGUGACAGCCAAGUCCUUUAAUGCAGAAAAGGCUCCUACCUCGACGCCAUCGUUCUCAUCCCUGCCUAAGGGAGAACUGUCGUCUCGUUAUGGCCUGUUCAUCGUGGGAGAUGCGGAGGGCAAACCAGAACUUGCCAAGCCGGCCAAAUCCCACGGUGACCUCUCCAACGAGCCAUCGGCUCCCAGUGCGCCCGUUCUUGAUGAGGAGCUUUCGAAAAAGACGCCUAUCAAGCCUGUGGCUCGUGAAGCCAAUGCUCCACUGAACCUGCACUCCGGCUCCAAAUUAGCACCGGCUAUUCAAAACAUCGGCUAUCUUAAGACGAAAGAUUCGGCACCUGCGACCGAGAAAACAUCCAUCUCCAACAACCAGCAGAGCCGCAAUAGCGGUGUCGAUUCGAAACAAGAGCCUGCCCCUGCUUCUUCGAACGUUGUUCCGCGCGAAGUGAACCAAAGCACGCAGGAGAACCUGGCUCAACCUACCUCUAAGGCAGUGGACAACCUGGAGCCUGCUCAGGCUGCCGCUGAGCCAAAGCCUGAUGCGACUGCUCAGAGUGCUCCAUCUACGGAACAACCCUCAGCUACCGUGUCAGACAAGCCGGACUUGCCUUCAUCGAAGCCCAAAGAAGAGUCUGAACCGAAGCUUGAGAAGGAGUCGACUGAGAAGGCUGUGAACAACAAGGCUGAGGAAACUGAGACCAAAGCGGAGCAAGAGCUCAAAGAGGAUGCAGCGGAGCCGACCGAGGACCAGCCAGGAGCCAAGACCGACAACCGUGCCCAGAGGAGAAAGGCUCAGAAGGAAGCUAAGAAGGCCAAGAAGACCUAA